AUGAAUGCAACGGACUGUGAGCACGGAGCGCGAUGCAACAAUCCCAAAGAGAACGCAAAGAUAGUCUUUGAGAAGAGAAACGGUGCUAUAAUAUUUGGGGCUUCCGGUAUCAGACCAAAGGCUAUCCCAGAGGUUGAUGCGCACGCAAAUGGAUUGGCUAAGAGACUUCUUGCAGCGUACACGGGCCAUGAAAGUGAUCUAGAAAACCCAGUCAAGAUCAACGCUGCGAUCAUCGACAACGGUCUGGCAGCCGUCAAGCAUCUAUGCCCGAACCUCGACAUUGUUUCCCUACAGACAGGCGGAAAGGAGACUCAUGAGCGGCGAUUCAAUAUCGAAGAUGGCGAUUCUGUCUCGUGGGAGAUGAAGUGGCGAUCUAUUUGCAGCUAUUUUGGCCUCAAUGGAAUUGGGCCACCAGCGCAGCUCACCAGCCAGACAUUGGGCAUCAACUGUCUCAUUGCUCAGAAAGACAAGUGGCCAAACUGGGUCGUCACGAAUGGUCUUGAACGGGGUGCCCUCGGAAACGUUGAUUAG
Molecule: messenger RNA, 531 nt
Organism: Colletotrichum paranaense
Lineage: Eukaryota; Fungi; Ascomycota; Sordariomycetes; Glomerellales; Glomerellaceae
Exons: 4
Coding region: 1-531 (176 amino acids)
Source: RefSeq, a predicted model, not a curated record